AUGGGAAAGACGUCCAAGGAUAAGCGUGAUGCCUACUACCGGCUGGCCAAGGAGCAGGGCUGGCGAGCGAGAAGUGCCUUCAAGCUGCUACAGCUGGACGAAGAAUUCGAUCUCUUCAAUGGUGUGACCCGUGUCGUCGACCUCUGCGCCGCCCCCGGCAGUUGGUCCCAGGUCCUCUCCCGCGUCCUCAUCAAGGGCGAGAAGUUCGGCCGCACCGCCUGGCAGGACCGCGAGGCCAGCUUCCGACAGCAGAUGCUCAAGGUCUUCCCCUCCGGCGCAUCCGAUGUCGAUCAGCCCAUGACGACGCCCGCCAGUGCCACGAGCCCGGGGGACGACGUCAAGAUUGUGUCGAUCGACCUCCAGCCCAUCUCCCCCCUCCCCGGCGUCGUGACCCUGCGGGCCGACAUCACCCACCCCGCCACCGUCCCGCUCCUCCUCAAGGCUCUGGACCCAGACUACGACGCCACGAGCCAGAGCAAGAACGCAGCGCACCCUGUCGACCUCGUCAUCAGCGACGGUGCCCCCGACGUCACGGGUCUCCAUGACCUCGACAUCUACGUGCAGUCUCAGCUCCUCUUCGCCGCCCUGAACCUCGCCCUCUGCGUCCUCAGGCCCGGCGGCAAGUCAUUGUCGGCAAGCCCCGCUCCUCCCGCGCCAGCAGCGUCGAGGCCUUUAUCGUCUGUAUCAACUUCCAGCCGCCGCCCGGCUUCAAGGCGAGCCUCGAGAAACCCCCUCGGCGUCGGCCACCACGUGCCCGCCAUGGUCGAGGAGCGAAAGGGUCCAGCUUCGCCGUCGUGGCCGACGCGUUGCACCAGAACCUCCGGCACGGGCGUCUGGGACGGCGUGCCGACGGCGACGUCGGCCAGGCUUGGCUCGGACGUCAUGGACGUCGAGGCCUACGACGACGUUGACGAAACAUCCGACAUGGACAAGAACAUUCGGUGGAUCGCGCCCUUUAUUGCCUGCGGCGACCUCUCGGCCUUCGACUCGGACGCCUCGUACCAGCUGCCCGAAGACCACGUCUCCCUCGACCCCGUCCAGCCCCCAACGGCACCCCCCUACAAGCGCGCCCUCGAGAUGAGAAAGGUGGCCGGCGGCGCCUACGGCAAGACGACGAUCAAGAGCUGA
Messenger RNA from Verticillium dahliae VdLs.17, 1128 nucleotides. RefSeq names its product tRNA (uridine-2'-O-)-methyltransferase TRM7. The record is from RefSeq and is a predicted model, not a curated record. Gene Ontology annotation, biological process: cytoplasmic translation; tRNA methylation. The coding region runs from base 1 to 1128 and encodes 375 amino acids. NCBI's taxonomy places the organism in Eukaryota, Fungi, Ascomycota, Sordariomycetes, Glomerellales, Plectosphaerellaceae. The transcript has 3 exons. Gene Ontology annotation, molecular function: tRNA methyltransferase activity. Gene Ontology annotation, cellular component: cytoplasm.